UGGGGACGCUGGAGGGGCGGCGGGGGGAGCGUGGGGAGCGAGAAGGGGAGAUGAAAGGGAAGCAGUCGUGUGUCCGGCAACUUUGAGUGUCGCUGUGGCACCGUGGCGGGGAGGGAGGCGGCACCAGUGAACGCUUGGUGAACGUGCUGGAAGUGUCCUCGCCGAUGUGCGCCUCGCCUCGCCCUCGCCCUCGCUGAGACCCCUGAGCCUCGCACGCACCGAGGUGCCAGCCUCCACCGCUGGGCCCCGACUCAUGAUGGUGGUUCCUGACGCAGAGGUGACGCCGCGCGGUGCACUCAGCCCUCUCUCUCAGCCUCAGCUGGCGAACCGGCCACAGCCCAUUGCCAGGCGGCACCAGCAGUAGCAGCAGCAGCAGCAGCAGCAGCAGGGGUGGUAGGAUGCUGGCUGCGGCGGCGCUGGUGAUGGCGGGACUCCUGGGGGCCGCGAGAGCCGAUAUCCAGUUCCAGACGUUUGAAAACGGCCCCGUGUCGCCGCUGCGGAGCCUCGAGAACCUGGUGCGCUUGCUGCAGAAGGAGGUGACGGACAUCCGCAAGGAGGUGCACACGCGCAUGGACACCAUGAAGUACGAGCUGACGUGCGAGAUCCGCAACCUGAAGGAAGCGCUGGCCAAGGAGCGCGAGGAGACCAACGGCAAGGUGGACGAGGUGGCGCUGCAGAUGAGCGACGUGAAGAAGAAAGUAAAGCGCGGCCUGCGGCGCGUCGGCGUGCAGAACGACGACAUCAAGGGCGAGCUGCGGUCCCAGAAGGCAGAGCUGUUCGCAGUGCGCAACAGCGUGUACGACGCUCGCGAGGAGGUGCUGGACAAGGGCAACCUCAUCCUGCGCAAGGUGAACGCCACCAACGGCACGCUGGUGUGCCACAUCACCGACCUGCGCUCCAAGCUGUACAAGAUCAACAACAACCUCGCCUUCAUCUCCGACGAGCACAAGCGGAUGAUGGAGGUGGUGUCCAGCCUAUACGGCCGCAACGGUGCCAAGAACUUCGGCGCCAGCCCACUCCCGGGCGCGGGCGGCGCCGAGACAGGCGGGGAGUGCAACGAACGCCUGCUGCCGGGCUGCUCCUACACGCCGCUGGACACGCAUGAGCUGGGCCUGGACGCCGUCAAUAAAACCUUCCUCAACGACUCCCUGGGCGGCAUACAGCGCGUCGCCAGCCUCGGAGGCUCGCCAGACCCAGACCGCGUGGAGAAGACGUGGGACAGCGAAGACAUCUCCCCCGAGGAGACACUGUUCCCCACCAUGCCCGAGGACUGCAACGACGACAAGCGGAAGUACCUGGAGUAUCCGCCCAUGCCCCGCGACUGCAAGGAUGUGUUCGAUUUGGGCUUCAUGGAAGACGGCGUGUACCGCAUCCAGCCGCCCGGCCUGUCCUCCCGCGAGGUGUACUGCGACCACCACACCGCGGGCGGUGGCUGGACCGUGAUGGUGGCGCGCCGCAAGCUGCCGCGCCACAUCUCCUUCAACAGAUCCUGGCACGAGUACGAAGUGGGCUUCGGCGACCCCAGCAAGGAGUACUGGAUCGGUCUGAAGGCUCUCCACGCCCUUACCAGCGGCCGCCCACACCAGCUGCGGGCGGACAUGGAAGACUGGGAAGGAAAUGCAGCGUGGGCGUCCUACUCCUUCUUCUCGGUGUCUGGCGAGGAGGACAAGUACCGCCUCAAGGUGUCUGGCUACACGGGCACUGCCGGGGACAGCCUGAGACACUCCCACCUGCAGAUGUUCUCCACGGUGGACAGCGACAAUGACCAGGAGAAUUGGGGCAGCUGCGCGAGAGGUCGAGGCGGCGGCGGGUGGUGGUGGGGCCGCUGUGCCUGCACGCAGCCGACGGGGCAGUACCGGAGGGGCAGGUACCAGGGGCCUGAGCGCGGCGUGACCUGGUGGCACUGGAAAGAUUCAAACUACUCCCUCAAGUCCCUGGUACUCAAGUUUCGGCCGCUGGAGUGAUGGAGUAGCGACGACAAACCGAAGGAGUGAUCACGGAGGAGGAGGAGUAGGAGGAGGAGGAGAAGGAGGAGGAGGAGGAGGAGGAGGAGGAGGAGGAGGGGUUAUAUGGGAGGUCUAGAGGGAGUGUGAUGAUGGCGCCCCCUCUCCCCAGUGUCCCUUCAGGCUUAAGGCGCCCCCUUCUCCCUCCAACCCCAAGGAGUGGACUAGUGGUGAGCACAGUGCAAGUUUAGGGGUGCCUGUGUGUGUGUGUGUGUGUGUGUGUGUGUGUGUGUGUGUGUGUGGCAAACGUUGCGUGGUGUUGAUGUGCUAACGUUUCUUGUUUGCGUGCAGUGUGUGUGUGUGUGUGUGUGUGUGUGUGUGUGUGUGUGUGUGUGUGUGUGUGUGUGUGUGUGUGUGUGUGUGUGUGUGUGUGAGUAUCUGCGUAUGAGAGAGAGAGAGAGAGAGAGAGAGAGAGAGAGAGAGAGAGAGAGAGAGAGAGAGAGAGAGAGAGAGAGAGAGAGAGAUAACAUAAUCUAAUCCCACCACUACUACUACUAAUACCAUCAUCACCACCACCACCACUUCUACCACCACCACCACCACCACCACAACCACUACCACCACCACCAUCGCCACCACCAUCACUACCACUACCACCACCACCACUUCCUCUCCUCAUGUUCACAUCCCCAAAAUAACUCGGUUUGUCGUCGUUAUUGCCACCACUCACGUGCGCACACAGACACACACACACACACACACACACACACACACACACACACACACACACACACACACACACACACGCACACGUUACGGGCUUCCACAGUAACCACAUUAAAAACACUCAUGGAAAGUGCUAACAACACACACACACACACACACACACACACACACACACACAAACAAACAAACAAACAAUACAAAAUAAGAUAAUUGACCACUAAAAAUAUACAUAUAACAGGAAGAAAAAAAAGAAAAAAAUCAUUAAUGCAUUACUAAACCGAAAGUCAAAGGUGAAAUUUCUCAUAGUGAUGUUAAUAAGAAUUAUGUUGUUUUCAAGGCUGAGAAUUGGCUCAAAAACCAAUGAGAAAAGGAAAAUCAAGGUGAAAAUAAUACAACUGUCAAAAUAUUUCAUUCUUAAAUUGAAUACAAAAAUAAUUAAACCUAAGGAGAAAAUUAGAAUGAUGAAACAAGUAAUAAUAAUAAUAAUAAUAAUAAUAAUAAUAAUAAUAAUAAUAAUAAUAAUAAUAAUAAAAGAAAUGAUAGUACACUAAUGGAAGCAGAUGCAUAGAAUCACUACUAUUAUAUAAGUCUUAAGGUAAUUAUAUUUUUGUAAUAUAUUUUUUUUUUGUGUCGUAAUGUAAGCUAUUUAUCGCACGCACCACAACACUGCUUUGUUGUGCCGCAGCCCUGGUCGCAGCAGGGGUCUUUGGGAGCGUCCCUGGAGGGGGUCUUCUGGGGGCCUUCCUUGGGGAUGCUUCUGGAACUCUUUUAGAUCCUGUUGGGGUCCUUCUGGGAUCCUACAGAAAUCCUAUUGAAGGAUCUUUCUGGGUCUUGUAGGGGUUGUUUCCAGAGAUCCUAUUAGGGGUCAAAGGUCAUUCUGGGGUUCCGUUUAAAGUCCCAUUGGCCCUUUCGUAAUCCUGUUAGGCUCUCAUUGAGUGUUCCUCUGUGGUCGUGUUGGACCCUACUGAGGACCUUUAUUGGGAUUUGUAGGGUCCUGGUGAGGUCCCAUGAAGGUCCUUCUUUGGGACUUUAGGGAGUUUUUGGAGGUCAUUCUAGGAUCCAACUGGAAACCUAUUUGAGCCCUAUUUGGAUCAUGGUAGGUCCUAUUGAAGGUCCUUUUGGAGGUCCCUGCAGGGGCUCAAUGUGCGGUUCCUCAUGGGAUGUUCUAUCGCGGUCCUACUUAGGAAAUCUUGGGGAUCCUAAUAUCAGUUUCCUGUGGGGGGUCUUCCUAGGGAUCUCAUUGGGGCAUUCUCAGGAUCUUAUUGGCAAUCUAGUAAGAUCCUCUUGAAGGACUUUUGGAGAACAUUGUAGAGGUCCUCCUGGGGAUCAUAUUUGGGGUCAUUCUGGAAGUCAUCUUAAGGUUGUUCUUUAAAUCCUUAAGAGAUUGCAUUGAGGAUAAAUUUGGGUUCCUAUUAAAGGGUCCUAUCAGUGUGAUUCUGGGAGUCCUUUCGUUGUCCCACUGGGGUCGUCCUGGGUCCCAUCAGGGUCGUUCUGGGGGUCUCUGGGAUCCCUGAUGCAAGCCAUUAUAGCAAAGUGCGUCACUGGCGUCCCGGUGACCAGCAACUCCUGUGUUCACUUCAUUAUGCACUUGCGUGACGCCACCAUCACCUGCACUACUCGUGUGUGUGUGUGUGUGUGUGUGUGUGUGUGUGUGUGUGUGUGUGUGUGUGUGUGACGGAGGUAUAUGCACUAAUAUUUCUUUCUUGUUUACAUUGUCUCUUUUAUUGCCAUCUUUUUGCUUCUUCUCUUCCCUUCUUGUCCCUGCCAUCGUUUUCUUUUCUCAUUUUAUCUUUAUGAUCUAUUUUUCCCGUGGUCUGCAUUUUGUGUUUUGCUCCUUUUCUUUUGUCUUCUGUUUUCUUUCUUUUUUCUUCUUUUCAUGUCAUCGUCUUUUUAAAUUUUUUUUUUCCUGUUGUUGCAUAACGACGCAGAGAGAGAGAGAGAGAGAGAGAGAGAGAGAGAGAGAGAGAGAGAGAGAGAGAGAGAGAGAGAGAAGGGAAGGAAAGCCCUGAACUUUUCUUUCUUUCAACAUCUUUUCAUAUUAACAAACAGAACCGGAAUUCAGUUUUUGACGGUGAAGCGGCACACCCACAAAAUGACUGGGGGCGUUUGCUGGGAAGAUCAAUUCACCACAAGGCGUUCAUCCUCUUCCCGGUGGUUUAGGCGCGGUGGUUCUGUGCUUCCCCGAGUACAAGUAUUGACUAAACCGCAAACUGAACCGCAAACAGCGUGUCCUUAAGAGCUCACUUCAUCAAGCGCGUUCAUUACUGAUUGUGUGGAUUUUUUUCCUGUUUCUUGUCGACGUAGAUGAAGUAAACAGUGAAUCAUUAGUCAGUGCGAUCAAACUUACAGAUAAAGGCAUAUGUAAUAACAGAACACAAGAUCAAAGUGAGAGUCCCGGUUUUGUUCUCAACGCAGAUGAAGUAAAGAGUUGAAUGACUUGGCAAAGCGAUAAAAUUCAUGUAUAAAAACAAAUCUGAUGGAAGUAUGGAGGACUAAAGUGACUGAAUGAAUGAACGAGUGAGUUAACAUGGGUAGAUAGACUGAUAGGUGGAUAGAUAUGCCAAAUUCAACAACCCUCUUCCUUCUUUCCAUCACGUAGACAUUACUCUUCUGGUCCUUCUCCAACUCCCGGUGAAGAGAAACACACACACACACACACACACACACUGUAAUGGCGUUUGUAAUCUCUACCUCUAUAAUAUCUCCAAGGGGUAACAUUUUCUGUUAUUAUUUAUUAUUAUUUUAACACCGAGGGAGUUAGGUGAGGUUAGGCUGGGUUAGGCUAGGUUACCCGCGAGCACCAGUAGAACACGGUAACAAGAAAACAGUCAUAAAAAUUAAUAGUCGCUCGUUACGUUCUCUUCUUCCUUCAUCUGUCUGUACUUCUCUUUAUACGAGUACAUGUUACUGUAAAGAGCUCUAGCAAAACACGAGGACAACAUUCAUUCACGAAAACUAGUAAUCAUUCGUUGUUUUCUUCUCCCUUCAUCUGUCUCUACUUCUCUUUAAACGAGUACAUGUUACUGUAGAGAGCGCCAGCAAAACACGAGAACAAAAAUCACUCAUUCGCGAAAACUAGUGAUCAUUCGUUACGUUUUCUUCUUCCUUCAUCUUCCUCCUUGCCUCUGUUUAUGUACACACGCGCAUCACUCCCGCGCAUCCACCAUCACCAGCGGCAGCGGUGGCACGCAUACACAUACAAACACGGCUCACGGAGGGUUGCGUCACGGUGUUCCGGUCAUUACUAGUGUUAUUACUAGUGCCCCAGCAGGUCCUUGUGUUUUCUUCAUGUGUCCAUCUAUCAUGUGCUCGUGGCGUUACAUCUGUUGGUGCAUCAGCCACCAUAGAGCAGCGGUAGUGGUCCUGUGCAGGUAUGGAAGUGUCUGUGUUGGGAGGAGGUCCGUGAUUCGGCGUCUUACCUCCACGACUUCCAACAGGCCCUAGUGGGAGUUUGCGGGAAUUUAAAGGAUGUUUUCAUGAUUCUAGUGUUAGUUCAAUAAAGAUUCUUCAGCUUUAACAGAUUUUAGCGUGAGUUCUUGCGGUUUUUAAAGGCGUUUUCAUGAUUUUGGUGAUAGUUCGAUAAGGACAGUACUCUUUGAAAGCGCUCUAGUGAAAGUUAUUGAGGUUUUCAUGGGUGAUUUUAUGAUCUUAGUGAUAGUUUAAUAAGUACUCUAUACACUGAACAUACUCUAAUAGAAGUUAUGGAAUAUUGAACAUACUCUAAUAGUAGUUAUUGAAGAUUUCAAAGAUAUUCUCAUGAUUCUAGUGAUAUUUUAAGGAUUCUACGCUUUGAACACGCUGUAGUGGAGGUUACUGAGAUUUUAAGGAUGUUUCCAUGACGUGAUAGUUUAACAGCGACCUUUUAUUUUUAUUAACAAACUCUAGUGGGAGUUAUUGAGAUUUUCCUGUGUUUCACAAUUUUAGUGAAAUGUAACAGGCUCUUGAAGGAGUUUAUUGAAAAUUUGAGGGUGCUUUUAUGAUUCAAUGCACCAUCAUUGAAAAAAAAAAAUGAUAAAACCCGACUUAUCAUUUCUGUGGCCUUUGAAAAUGGCCCUGGCGAGAAAACGAGCGUUUCAUAACACGAGUUUUAAGUAUUCAAAAACUAGUUCAGUGAUCUUUGACGCUUCGUGGCACACGAGUUCGAAUCCUCUUUUUCGGCGAGGGACGAAAGCAAUUAUAGACAGAAUUGGUGCUAACUGAUCUUUCUAUAAAUUAAAUACCCUAGUUAGAAUCUAGAGGUGUUUUGCUAUUAGAAAUUCCCUUUAAAUGAUAAGAAAGAGGGAAAAGUAGGAAACAAAAUGAGAGAGAGAGAGAGAGAGAGAGAGAGAGAGAGAGAGAGAGAGAGAGAGAGAGAGAGAGAGAGAGUUACUGUAAGUUUCAGCCCAUGAAGUGAACAAGUGUUGUACUAAAAGUUUAUUAUUGAUUAUUAUUAAUUAGUGUGUGUGUGUGUGUGUGUGUGUCCCAUUCGGAGUUUUAGCCAAGUCUAUUGUAGCGUCGUCGUCGUCGUCGUGGUCGGCGUCGUUCUGUAGUGCUGAGGUGUGCGCGGCGUGAUGUAACACCCGACUGAACGAACCACCGAAAAGCGAACCACCAAUCUUUGCUUCGAAGGAAGAACUGGGCGCAGAUUUGCCGUGUUUCACGUGCCGCCACUCCACUAAAUCUCGCACACUACCCGCACCUCCAGCAGCGCCGCAUGUGUCACUUCCGCAACACUCCCUCCAUACACGAGUAAAGGAGUUAUAUUCGCGGGGUUAAGUCGGGAUCAGUCCGAAGGGAAACUUCGUUUCCAGAACAAAGAAAAAAGAAAGAAAAAAAAAAAAUCACCGCACAAACGUAUAGUGUAUGUACACGUAUAAACAAUGUGUAAGUAAUAAAUAUUACUUAGCUUUGAAAGCAGCAGGAUACACGAUGAGGUAUCGGUAGUGACAAUGUCGAUAUGUUGUGUGGUUACCCGCCACUCAUGAUGGCGGUCACUGUCUUCUCUUAAGAAGCCUUUCUAUAUUCGACAACCAUGGCCUCUAUUGGUUUCUCCUCUUCCUCCUCUCUAAGAACGCAGUGCCACGGACGCUGCACCUAAUACUGGCCACUCUAACCACGACGUGUUUGUUGUGCUGCAGUGAGUGCGGCGUCUGUCAGCGAGUGGUAAUUCACCAUGAGCACGCGGGACGGUCGUAUGUGAUGGCACUCUUGGAUUUAGUUCCACAUACUUGUUGCAGCAGUGGCUGACGUGCGGCGAUGCUGGAGGUCGCGUGACACCUGCUUUAGUCGGCGCCGCAUUGGUUCACACACGCAACACCUGCAUCAGGUGCACAAAGACAGCACUCGGCGAGAAAAAUAAGAUUCAAGUGUUUAUUCUCCUCCUGCAGCGGUCGUGGAUCACCAGGAGCGAGGUGAUCGGGCUCGGCACUCUUUGUUCAGCUGAGGAUUUCCUGCACCUGGCCUUGUCAUGGUUUCGAUUCCCUUCUGUGCAAAUUCCGGCGCGAAAAGACUACGGCGGUUACUGACAGGGACUGGCCGCGUGAGAGUGCCGCGAUACAGUGCCGCCGCGACACACAAACUGCUGAAAACGCGGCAAUUUUGCUCCCAUUUUUCGCUGGCGUGGAGCCGCCACGCCUCGACGCGCCGGGAAACACUUACGGGCGCCGCUGAACGAGAAGUGGCGGACCGAAUCACCGAAUCGUACUUACGUAUAUUGAGUGGCGUCUAUUAUUUUGAGGCAAACUUUACACAUUACGGAGAGAAAUAUAGAAACAGAAAGUGUCGUACCAAAGAGAUAGUUUUGUAUGAAAUAUAAUCUCUGUUUUAGCGAAAUAUAUAAUAUAUAAUACAGAUAUAUCAGAUAUUUUCGGUAGUAUAUACGUAUAUGUAAGUGUUGAAUAAUGUGUAUGUUUGUAAAUGUAUAUGUUGAGAGUCGUUCAUGGUGCGGGCGAGGGGUGGGCGUGUGGUGGGCGGCGGGAGCGGGCUGCUGGCGUGGGUGGCGGGAGGAGGGUCGCCGCUGUGGUCGUUCUUGGUGCUGAGGGCAGGUGCUACUGAGGGAGGGAGUCGAACUGGUGGUGUGUGUAGGUUAGGUUAGCGUGUGUGUGUACUGCCAGGCCGCGGGGAGACCCACUGGUGUGUGUACGCCUGUUUUGUUUUUCUCUCAGUUCAUCAAUAUUUCUAGUUACUACUACUACUACUACUACUACUACUACUACUACUACUACUAUUACACUGAUACUACUACUCCUACUACUUUUAUCGUUGUUAUCAUUAUUAUUAUUAUUGUUAUUAUUAUUAUUAUUAUUUAUUUUUUUUGGCGGUGACGAAAGGAUGGCUGGAUUGAAGUAUAAAAUAUAAGGUCGCUAGGAAUGGUUGUUGUGGUAUAGUUACUCUUAGUCAAAUUUCACUCUCCUUUCGUUCUUCCCCAAAGUCACAAGACAUAACUUCGUCUUUCAAAAGUUUCAAUAUGCUUAAGAGAAGAUGCAUUCCCGGCUCCUAGAUGUUGAGUUGGCGAGUGUGUGGCAGUAAUGGAGCCAGCUGAGGACACGAGACACGAUAACACUCCUGCUGACUUUUUUUCUUUUUCUUUUUACAUGUAAGGGUGGCACUGGUCGAGAGCAACAAAAGGAACGAAAUAAAAGACCUAUUGAAGUGCCAGAAAAGUCAAAAUCAUUCAAAAUUAGAGUAUGUGUCUUGAGAUCUCACUCUUCAAAGAAAUGCUGUCAUUCACGCAUUGAUUAUUUGACGUAUUCUUUCCUGUCUUGCCUUGACUCGUGCGGCAAACUGAUUUAUUCCUACCAAAACCAUAAUUGAAUACGUAUACCAGUCAGCGAGCGAGUGAAAGCGUCAGUCAGCGGCAGCGUUACCCGGCAGCGUUACCGUGUCCCGCGUCCUCAGCUGGCUUGAUUACUGUGGCAGAGUUAGCGGCACAGGGUUUAGUUACUCCUACACGUUAUUCUCGCACUUCCAAACAAAACAGAGAAGCCAAAGCAAUGUAUAUUUAAAUGUUAAGUGUUACAAACUUGAAUGUCUAUGUAUCAGGAGAAAAACUAACAAAGAGGAGAGAGAGAGAGAGAGAGAGAGAGAGAGAGAGAGAGAGAGAGAGAGAGAGAGAGAGAGAGAGAGAGAGAGAGAGAGAGAACCUAUUUAUUUUUAUAGAAAGACUGUUGAGUAAAAAAAGUAUAUAAAUGGAAAGUUUUAUUUACGAGUAACUUACAGUAGGUCACGUAAAUUUAGGUUAAGUUAGGUUAGGUUAGGUUAGGUUAGGUUUAGAGAGAUUAGUGGUGAGGGGGGAGUACGUGAGUUGGGGAGAGUUCAUAGGUGAGGGGAAUGUACGAGGCCUGGGGAGUGUACGUGGGUGAGGGGAGUGUGCGAGGGCUGGGGAGUGUGCGAGGGUUGGCUGCGGGGUGACAGACUCUGGGAGGGAGGGAGAAUCUAGUGAUAAUGCAGAUGAAGAAACACUUUUCUUCCUUGUCAUUGUGCUAUUGUAGAUACUAGAUGUUUAAUGUGUGUGUGUGUGUCUGUGUGUGUGUGUGUGUGUGUGUGUGUGUGUGUGUGCAUGCGUGCGUGCGUGCGUGUGUGUGUGUGUGUGUGUGUGUGUGUGUGUGUGUGUGUGUGUGUGUGUGUGUGUGUGUGUGUCGUUAGGUGUAAGUCAGUCAGUGUGUGUCGUCCCAAGGGGACCAUGAGGCGGAGGAGGAGAAGAGGAAGACUCAAUGAGUGAACACUGCCACACGCGUGCAGUAGUGGAUGGCAACAGUACUAGUGACUGGUAACUGAUGCUAAUAACCACAGUCGUCGCAGGCUGAGCUGAUCUGCCCCUUACAUCCUAUCCCACCCCCACCCCUCCAUCGGCAGUGACUGGUGCACUUCUAAUGCUCUGGCCAAUUGUUGAUAUAUAUAUAUAUAUAUAUAUAUAUAUAUAUAUAUAUAUAUAUAUAUAUAUAUAUAUAUAUAUAUAUAUAUAUAUAUAUAUAUAUAUAUUCAGUCAACUUAUCAAUUAUCCUUCCCGUAAACUGAUUUUCGAAAACAUCAAUAGAAAAAACAAUGAUGAUAUGAAGGCAAAAACACUUCAGAAAAUGAUAUCAUUUGGUAUUACUCUCAGCCACACAGGCGUGGCGCGUGGCCACAGCUCGUGGACGUGUUCAGGUUAAGGAUAUUAUGUUGUUUUCACAUUUUUGUUUCUAUUACCUUUGGUUUCGUAUCGAUAUUUUCGAAAAUCAGCUAAUCAACAACGUGAUUGAAAAGUCAUGAAAAGGUGGUGAAGUGGCAGGAGCAUCAGGGGAACACCAAUCAGCGCCGCGGAAAGAAGGGGAGGAGGGGCGGGGGGCUGGGCUUCUAGAUCAGCUUGGGUCACUGAGGCCACUGAUGCUGAUACCAUGUAGGCACCACAGGUGAUGAUUGUUACUGAUAGUGAUAACAAUAACGGUAAUAAUAAUAAUAAUAAUAAUAAUAAUAAUAAUAAUAAUAAUAAUAAUAAUAAUAAUAAUAAUAGUAAUAAUAAUAAUAAUAAUGAAAAGAAGAAUGGUAUCAAGUGAUAGUAAUAAUAAUAAUAGUGCAUAUAUUAUAAAAUACAUGAAUAUUUAAUUACUACAAAGAGUAAAGCAACACAACAAUAUAGGAUCAAAAUUAUUUGAAAAAAAAGAAAAUAAAGAGAAAAUAAGAUGAAGAAGAAAGGAAUAAAAAAACAAGUAAAAUGCGAGUUUUAGAAAAUAAAUGAAAAAUGAUAAGAAAAAAAAAUAAUGAAAAUAAUACACGUGGAAAAAAAUGAAAAAAAGAAAGAAAAUGGAAUAAAAAGAAGACACAGGAAACUUUAAUCAAGUAAAACUGGAAAUAAAGAAGUUCCGAUAAAAAAAAGAUAAAGCUUAAUAAUAAUAAUAAUAAUAAUAAUAAUAAUAAUAAUAAUAAUAAUAAUAAUAAUAAGGCAAUGAGUAUAGAUAGUAGAAGUAGUAGUAUUAGUAAUAGUAAUAGCAGUAGUAGUCAUAGAAGAAGGAAAAUAAGAGGAAUGCAAUGUCGCUGUUGCAAGACGCACGCGUUCUCCACAACUGCCACCAAUGUAAUAAAUAACACAACAAAACAGUAAUAGGAUAUAAUCUUGUCCAACACUGCCAGUUCUUAGUGAUGAUGAUUAUAAAGGACCACGAUACGUACUGCAGGCGUGACUAUAACUAAUGCCAGUACGAAAAUAAAUGCACCUUUUUUUUCCCCCAUUCCCUUCCCUUUAGUGUGCAUCGCCGUCACCACCACCACUACCACCACCACUACUACUACUACUACUACAGGUUCAUAGUAACGCCAUCUGUUUUUCUUAUUGUGUACUAAUCUUUGAACUGGAUCAGAUUCCAGUAUUUCUUGUCUUGGUUACUUUAAAGAGGACCUCUGUUGGGAGUUAUGGUUGGUUUCAAGGAAGCUUUCAUGGUUUUAUUCUUAGUUUAACACGCCUCAGUGGAAGUUUUCAAGUGUUGUUUUACUUCUAGUGAAAUGCAUUGUGGUUUUCAAGGUGCUUUCAUGACUCUAGUGAUAGUUUAACAAGGAUUCUCUAUCAUCGGUGUGGGAAAAUAUGAAAAUGUACUAAUUAUCUUUGUGGUCUUUGAAAAGAGUCCUUAUGAAAAUUCAAGGCGUUUAGAAAUUAAACGUUUUCUUGUUAUACCAAAAUUCUACACCGUGACACAUUCCUCACCCGCAGCCAGCCCGUGAAGUGAGUGCAUUCUUAUCUUACAGUGCGGCACAAAAGUUUUGGCUGCCAGCGAAAACACCAAAGUUUUCAGGCCACUGCAUUUGCUCGGCCUCGGGUUAUUUGUGCCGGUCAGUUGUUUUACUUUUUCUUUUCUUUUUUUUUUUUUUUCUUUACACUGCACCAAUCAGCCAUAAAGCAACACUUGUCUGUCAUCGUGCUUCAAGUCAGCACCACGGUCAGUCACUGUACGUCUUCAGUGCCAGAAUUUCCAUGUACAGUCACGGCCAGAAGUUUGUUCACGUGCCGUAUUCUUCUCCGCUGAUUUAAACGUUUUGUCUCCGAUGUGCUGCCUGUCACCUUGCACACCUGGGAAGAGAAAGGUUCCAAGGAGAUCAGAGGGCGCAAGGCUGAAGGAACACGCUAAACACUGGCAGUGAGAGUGUCAGGUUACAAGACUUCUGGCCGCGACUGUACACCUGCAACGCGCUAUUCUUGCAUCCUCACGGGGACACUGACGCACUGAUCUGAAAGCUGGAGGAUAAACUGUCAAUGAGCGAUCGUCACCGGGGACUGAACCUUGGCACCAUACUCCAGUGAACGAGAGCCCCUCAUGCCACGCGGGCCGAGAUGAUCAAAGCCUCUGCUCAGAAGCGCCUCUCUCUCUCUCUCUCACCACUACUGUUUUCAAAGGCCACAGAGAUAAUUAUCAGCGUUCUCAAAACUGUUUCUCCUGUUGAUAGUGUAGAAAUCGUAUUGAUCUGUCACUUGAAUUGUAAAAAUAUCCUUGGAAACCAGUGAAACUUCAACUAAAGGCUUCUGAAUACAGUGAAGGUGCGGCGCAGGUGUGUUUCAGAAUUAUGGUCUAAAGGAAAGCGAAUUUCUGUCCGCCCUUGGGAACCUUAUAGCGCAGCGUGGUGUGUGUGUGUGUGGUGUGUGGUGUGGCGAUGCUUCCCGUGUAGUUAACUUACGUCUAGGCAACUUAACUUAGAGACAACUUAACUCUUAACUCAGUAACUCUUAAGUGUACUAGAAACUGCCGUAGCUGUUAGAUAAGAAAAGUGAGAAAUAAUCUGUGUUCAUAAUUGUAAGCUUUUUGGGAAGACUUGUGUAUGUAGGGUGUUGUAUCGUGUGUCUGUCUGUCUGUCUGUCUGUCUGUCUGUUCUGUUUGGUUUUCGUAUUACUUUUUCUUUUCUUUUCUUUUCUUUUUGCGUCUUAUUUCUCGUCUUUCCUCUUUGUGUGUUGUAGAUGCUGUUGUUGUUGUUGGUGUUGUUGCUGCUGCUGCUGCUGCUACUGCUGUUGUGAUAUACGUGCUUGUGGAUUUUGGUUUAUUGUGGCUCUCUCUCUCUCUCUCUCUCUCUCUCUCUCUCUCUCUCUCUCUCUCUCUCUCUCUCUCUCUGGCUGUCGUGUCGUGUCGUGUCUCGUGUCCUAUAUUUUUCUGAUGGUAGCGAUAGUUAGUGUGUUGACUAUUAAAUGUCCUAUCUAAACACUAUUAGGUUACCUAUUGUUACUGUUAUCGUUUAUUUGUUUAUCUUUCACUGUCAGUUGUUUUCUCUCUCUCUCUCUCUCUCUCUCUCUCUCUCUCUCUCUCUCUCUCUCUCUCUUCUCUCUCUCUCUCUCUCUCUCUUCCUUUUUUCUUUUUCUUUUUUUCAGUUACUUUUUCAAUUGUCAUUCUUAUUUCUCUUUUAGUCGAAACGUUUACACACACACACACACACACACACACACACACACACACACACACACACACACACACACACACACACACACACACACACACACACACACACACACACACA
This is a messenger RNA of Scylla paramamosain (green mud crab), 14117 nucleotides long. Its product is annotated as fibroleukin-like. The record is from RefSeq and is a predicted model, not a curated record. The coding region runs from base 399 to 1964 and encodes 521 amino acids. The transcript is spliced from 5 exons. Lineage: Eukaryota; Metazoa; Arthropoda; Malacostraca; Decapoda; Portunidae.